CUCCUGCACUCGUGGCAUCAGAUUCCGCAUGGCGAUCGUUUUUAAUUCAUUAAGCUCACCAGGUAAACAGAGGACCGAGCAAAACAAACAACAAUGAAAAAUCGGAUGGAAAUUAUGGCGUGGUUAUCAAAAGCUCACCGCUUGAGAGCCACUGAGGGAACAUUUGGCUGGGUAUUUCCAGUGCGUAGCACUAAAGCUCACAGUUUGAGAAGCUCUUGCUCAGCAUAAACAACAAAGAAUGCAAAUCUAUUAGAGCUGCUCGUAAAUUAAGAGAAGGUGAUGACAAAUUAAACACAUUUCUUUAUCAAAUAUAUUUCUCACAAGUCAUUCAGUGGCUGCCAAUAUUAGAGAAGUUCUGCUCAUUUCUAUCACUUUGGUAGGCUGAAAUCGAAUUAAGUUGAAUCCAACAGUCUUUUCUCGAACUUGUACUAGAUUGAGACUGGAUCAUAUGAUGUCUCUGCGACUUUUAUCGCCUCGUAAGCUACUUCCCUGGAAGAAAGCCAUUCAGCAAAGGAACUUCAGUCAAAUUGGCUUCAUUGGACUCGGCAACAUGGGUGGGCAUAUGGCCAGCAAUCUGAUAAGGUCUGGGCAUAAGCUGAAUGUAUAUGAUAUAUCCAAAAAGGCCUGCAGUAACCUUAAGGCUCUAGGAGCAACAGUUUACUCAAGAACCCCCGAUCUCGCCAAGAACUCCGAAAUAGUCAUCACAAUGCUGCCAAAUAAUUCAAUUGUUAAUGCUUCCUAUGAGGAAAUGCUAUCAGAAGGUAUCAACAAGGGCACAAUUUUCAUUGACUCCUCCACGAUUUCGCCAGAACUAGUAAAGUCUCUACAAAACAGAAUUAGUUUAACGGAAGGCAGAUUUUUAGAUGCUCCGGUUUCCGGUGGAGUUCCAGGAGCUGAGCAAGCAACUCUUACGUUCAUGGUGGGUGGAGCUGAAAAAGAUUUCAAGGCAGUCAAAGAUAUCCUGCAGUGUAUGGGAAAACGCAUCAUCUAUUGCGGAAUCCAUGGAAUGGGACAAGCUGCUAAGUUGUGCAACAAUAUGAUGCUGGCCAUAUCGAUGAUUGGAGUAUCAGAGACCAUGAAUCUGGCCGUUCGCCAAGGUCUGGAUCCCAAGAUCUUCGCCGAAAUCCUCAACUCCUCUACUGGACGCUGUUGGACCUCGGAGUUCUAUAAUCCAGUACCCGGAAUUACAGCCUCUACUCAAGCCAACAAGGUUCCCAUAGAAUUAAUCAACAAGGAUCUAGAGCUGGUUGCAAAUUUAGCCAACUCUUCGAGUUCCCCCAUUCCCAUGGGCUUGCUGACCCAUAAUAUCUACAGCUCCCUAAUUGCUCAAGGACUUGGCCGUAGAGAUUUCUCAGAUGUCUACGCACUAAUGGAAACAGAGAAAUUUCAUUAUAAGCAAAUGUUCUUGCCUCACCAAAUGCUUAAAUAAAAAUAUUUCUUUAUCGCAUAGUAUGGAAAAACUUGCUUUCAUUGCAUAAUAGUUUAGAAUAAGAGAAGUGUUUUGUUGCUGAUAAACAGUAUCGAAAUGAUGGUGGUAAUUGUAGUGCCCAGUUCGACACCCCCACACAGGCCAAUUUUUAUCGAAAACCUAUUUCUAGUACUUGAAAACUUAAUUGACAAAUAAACAAAGAGCUGAGCAAAACAAACAGAGAUAAAAAUGUGAUAACAUUCAACGAAAAAUAAACAA
Molecule: messenger RNA, 1687 nt
Organism: Drosophila gunungcola (fruit fly)
Lineage: Eukaryota; Metazoa; Arthropoda; Insecta; Diptera; Drosophilidae
Product: probable 3-hydroxyisobutyrate dehydrogenase, mitochondrial
Exons: 3
Coding region: 449-1429 (326 amino acids)
Biological process (GO): L-valine catabolic process
Cellular component (GO): mitochondrion
Molecular function (GO): NAD binding; NADP binding; 3-hydroxyisobutyrate dehydrogenase activity
Source: RefSeq, a predicted model, not a curated record